This is a messenger RNA of Prunus persica (peach), 1405 nucleotides long. RefSeq names its product 12-oxophytodienoate reductase 2. The coding region runs from base 99 to 1289 and encodes 396 amino acids. The transcript is spliced from 5 exons. NCBI's taxonomy places the organism in Eukaryota, Viridiplantae, Streptophyta, Magnoliopsida, Rosales, Rosaceae. Gene Ontology annotation, molecular function: FMN binding; oxidoreductase activity. The record is from RefSeq and is a predicted model, not a curated record.
AUGUCUAAAGCACCAAUUGGGUCUUCCAUUCAUUUCGAGAGCCAAAAAACCAGAACCCAAACACAAGAGCAAAACCCAAGUGAAGUCUGAUAGCUGAUAUGUCUGCUCAACCUCCCACAAUUCCUCUCCUUACCCCUUACAAAAUGGGAAAGUUCAACCUUUCUCAUAGAAUUGUUUUAGCACCAUUGACUAGACAGAGAUCAUACAACAAUAUUCCACAGCCGCAUGCCAUCUUAUAUUACUCUCAGAGAACAUCUCAAGGGGGUCUUCUCAUAGCUGAAGCCAGUGGAGUUUCUGACACAGCUCAAGGGUAUCCAGAUAUGCCUGGUUUAUGGACAAGGGAGCAAGUUGAAGCGUGGAAACCGAUUGUUGAUGCUGUUCAUGCUAAAGGCGGUGUCUUCUUCUGUCAGAUUUGGCAUGCCGGCAGGGUUUCAAACAGUGGUUUUCAGCCAAAUGGGCAAGCUCCAAUCUCUUGUACCGACAAGCCACUACCCCCCCAACUACUAACUAAUGGCGUUGACAUUGCUCAAUACACACCUCCAAGGAGAUUAAAGACAGAUGAAAUUCCGCAAAUUGUCAAUGAUUUUAGACUUGCUGCAAGGAAUGCUAUCGAAGCUGGUAACUUAUCUUUUAAGUUAAAUAUAAAUCAAAAUUUUAACAUCUUGGCCACAUGGAAAAUGCUUUUCCGAUAUAUAGGCUUUGAUGGGGUUGAAAUUCAUGGGGCGCAUGGCUACCUUAUUGAUCAGUUUAUGAAAGACCAAGUGAAUGAUCGAACAGAUGAAUACGGUGGAUCGCUGGAGAACCGUUGCCGGUUCGCUUUGGAAAUUGUUGAAGCUGUUGUUAAUGAGAUAGGAGCAGAAAAAGUUGGAAUUAGAUUAUCUCCAUUUGCGGACUAUAUGGAAUCAGCAGAUUCAGAUCCGAAAGCAUUAGGCCUUUAUAUGUCCAAAUCCUUGAACAAAUAUGGGAUCCUGUACUGCCAUAUGGUUGAGCCAAGAAUGAAGACAGCUGGAGACAAUAGUGAAACCCCUGACAGUCUUCUGCCCAUGAGAGAAGCUUUCAAAGGCACCUUCAUUGCGGCUGGUGGUUUUGACAGGGAAGAUGGGAACAAUGCUGUAGCUGAGGGUCGUGCAGAUCUUGUUGCUUAUGGCCGGUUCUUCUUGGCUAAUCCAGAUUUGCCAAAAAGAUUUGAGCUUAAUGCUCCUCUAAAUAAGUACAACAGAGAGACGUUCUACACAUCUGAUCCGGUUAUUGGCUACACUGAUUAUCCAUUUCUUGAAACCACAGCUUAAGUUUCCUGCAGCCUAUGGAAGCUUGAAUAUACUUUAUUCUGUAUAAUCUGGUUAAAUAUUUUGUUACUCUGUAUGUAGAAUUGAAUAGAAAAAAAGGUGACUAAAAGUUUUCUUAA